UCUAGUUCCCCAAUGUUAAUUACACAUUUAGUUCAACAAAAUCAUAGAUUUCAUCAAAGUAAUCAUACCUUAACAAAUAGAUGUCUACCGCGUGGUCAGUUGUGAUCAAUAAAACGAUGUUAAUCAGAAAUUGAAACAUCGUGUUAUCCUUGUUUGCUUGAAUUGACUAAGUUAUGCUCAAUAUUUGCCUGUUUGAAUGGAGUUGGUGUAAUGUUCAUCAACGCUUUCAAAUAGUGUUGAUUUUCUUUUGCAUAAAUGUUAUUGAAUCACGAACUGUUAGACUUCAAAUUGAUGAAGAAUUAACAGUUAACACACAGAUUGGAAAUUUAUUCAACAAUGUUCAAGGUGGAAUAAGUAACUUACGAUUUGUUAAAAUUUCAAACAUUGAUGACUCCUCAGCGUUUUUCUCUGUAGAUCAAUUUUCUGGGGAUAUAACAAUUGCUCGUAGAUUGGAUAGAGAAACUUUAUGUAUUCCAGGUGGACAGGUGAAUAAAAAUGAAAUUUAUGAAAAUUCAGCUGAAGAAUGGGCACCCAGUUUAUCUUCAACUUCCAAGUGUGAAUUAUAUUUCAGUGUAAAUUGCCUAAAUACUACACCAAUCUUAAAUUUAUCUAAUCCAAGUAGAGCUAAAACCCCAGUAAGUAAUAAGCUGGUAGCUAUUUUUGAUGUGGUCGUGGAAAUUAAGGAUAUAAACGAUAAUGGAUGUAAUUUUAUGCCGUCUAGUGAACAGACAGUUCACAUUCGCGAAGAUUCAUCCAUACACAGUACACGCAUCACUUUGAAUACUCCGUACGAUCCAGAUGAUGCUACCUUAGGAAAUACUGUUUUACCCGAACGUGUUUGGAUCCAUACUGAAUCUAGUAGAGGAACCACAUUGACUGAUCAAAACAUAAAACGUACUUUUAAACUACACAGUCUUUCAUCUUCCAAGAACACUACAACGUCGAAUGUCAACUUGGAAUUAGAGUUGAUCAAGGCAUUGGAUUUUGAACAACAGAAAAACUUUACGUUUCAGGUUGUAGCUGAUGAUGGGUUCCCAUCAGGUGACCAUCAAUGUCGCCUUAAUGUAACUAUACUUGUUGAGGAUUGUAAUGAUCACAUUCCAGUCUUUGAGCAGACAACUUAUGUUGCCAAUGUUAGUGAAGACACACCUAUUGGCCAUCCGGUUAUACAAAUUAAGGCUAAUGAUGCAGACGAAGGAGAAAAUGGGAAAGUCCUAUACGGGUUUGAUUCAAGUACAGAUAAUGUUGACGACAGUAACCUCUUUUACGUUCAUCCAGAUACCGGUGAAAUAAAGCUCCAACGUCGUCUAAAUUAUCGACAGCGACAUCAGCAUACACUGCAAGUAAUCGCUAAGAAUCCUGAUGAAACUAAGCCACGACGUAUGCAACCAUUUCAAACCCUUUCGAAAUCUUCUACUACUCAGGUUAUUAUAAAUGUUAUUGACAUAAAUGAUCAUUUCCCGCGUAUUCGUAUUCUAUCGCCUACUGGAUCAAAAAGCUUAGAAUUACUUGAAGAAUCGCCUCCUGGCCAAGAUAUUGGAAUAUUGGAUGUGUCAGAUGGAGAUACAGGAAAGAAUGCUGAAGUUAACUGUAGACUAACUAAUCAGACAGUUUCAGAUGUUUUACGCUUAGUACCUAUGAAUAAUGGAAUGGUAAACAAAGGAACAACAGUUUCAAAUCGUAAGUAUAAAAUAACUUUAGAGAAACGGAUCGACAGAGAGGAAUAUUCAGUCAUAGAGUUCACUAUUCUGUGUCAUGAUAGUGGAACACCUUCUUUAUCAAGUAAGCUUACACAACGGAUAGGGAUAAUUGAUAUAAAUGAUCACGAUCCAGUUUGUGAACAAACUAUGCAUACAGUUGAAAUCACUGAAGAUACUGAUCCGAAAAGAGGUAAUGUCAACUUUGAAAUUGUAAAAAUUCAUGCUAUAGACAAAGAUAUUGGUCAGAAUGCCAAGUUACGUUUUAGCCUAGAUCAGGAGACUCCAAUUCAUCUUUUAAAGUUGAUUACAGUUGACUCACAAUCAGGAAUUCUAAAAACCCUAGGGAAUUUAGAUCGUGAAGAGUUAGAUAAAUUUUCUAUAACUAUAGUUUGUUCAGAUCAUGGAGAACCGGAAAGAAUGACAAAAGCAUUCAUCAAUGUGAAUGUUUUAGACUAUAAUGAUAAUCCACCAGUUUUUUCUAAACCUUACUUUGAAUUUACAAUGACUGAAAAUAAUCUCCUUGGUCAAUGGAUUGGUACUAUUUAUGUAAGUGAUAAAGAUUUAGGUGAAAAUGCUGAGUUGGAAAUAAACAUAGAGGAAAAUCUUGAAACACCACAUGUACAUUUAUCUGUUUUGAAUAACAACUUAAAUCUACCUAAUGAUAUUGACCAGCUAAGAUUUAUUUCAAGUGGUUUAAUCACUUCAUCUGUUAUAAGACAAAGAAAGUAUACUGAAUACACUUCAAAGUUUAGACUGAAUACACAAAAACUAACCAAUAGGAAUAAUUCAUUAUCAGUCAAUCAACUAACAAUAAUUUAUGAAGUGAAAUUGUAUAUAGAAUCUGUAAUUGAUCGUGAAAACUUAAUAAUGAAUAAUAAUAAUUUUUUAUCUGAAGGUUCUUUCAAUUAUAAAUUAUAUGAAAAUCAUAUGAAUAAUAAUAAUAAUAAUUAUAAUAAUGGAUUAUCUUCAAUGUUAAGUAGAUCAAAUUAUUCUACAUUGAAACCGAUUAUUUUUUUAUUAAUACGUGCACAAGAUAAAGGCAUUCCAAAAUUAUCUGAACAUAUCUCAGUUCGAAUACAUAUUCUAGAUGAAAAUGAUAAUUCACCUCAUUUUAUAUUUCCUGAUUCAACAAAUUUGAAUAAAACAAGAGUAACUGUAUCUUAUAAAGAACCAGUGGAGUAUUCAUUUACACAAGUACAGGCUAUAGAUGAUGAUGCAGGUGAGAAUGGUACAGUUAGUUAUUUUAUCCAUUCUGGAAAUGAUAAAAAUUGGUUUAAAUUAAAUAAGAACAAUGGAGUAUUGAGUAUAAACAAGCCUAUUCCUUAUUCAGCAAUUGGUGAACACAUUCUUAGAAUAGAAGCAAGAGAUGGUGGAUUACCAUAUCGUUUUACAAUAACUGAAUUAAUCAUAGAAUUUGAUCAAUCCACUUCAAAAGCAUACCUCACUAUGGAUGUAUAUAAUUUUAAUGGUUUCAGUGGAUUUUUUAAUUUUGGUGGAAGUGGAAAUAUGUUAAAUUUUUAUAUCAUUAUUGGAAUUAUUAUAUCAGCAUGUAUUAUAUCAAUAAUCCUUAUAGCUUUUGUUUUCAUAUUUCUACAUAAAAAUAAAACAAAUCGUAAUUUUCAACAUUCUGAUAUUACAAUAGAAAGAAAUAUUAAUAAUCAAUGUGAAACACAAAUAUCAAAUUCACCAUUAGGUUGGCAAAAAAUUGAUCAGUUACAGAAUUAUGAAUUUAGUAAAAUCUCUAGGGGAUAUAGAGCUAUACAUCCAAUUCCUGAUUGUUUGUCACAAUUCUCAAAUAAUGGAGGCAAUUCAAGUAUGGAAUUAUUAAAUUAUCCAAAUGGUGAUGUUUACCCUUCACCUAUUCUGCCUGAUUUAAAUAUGGAAAGCAGAAAUCCACCCAAAUAUUGGUCGUAUAUUACUCACAAUAAUAAUAAUAAUAAUACUAGUAACAAUAAUAAUAUUAUUAACAGUAACAGUAAUCAUGAUAAAUACACCAUUCAUGGACUUGUUAAUAAUCAAAAUGAUUUGAUAGAGAGCGGAAAAAUUGAGAUAUAUAUUCCUUCAUCACAUAAUACAAUGAAGUUGACGACAACAGGGCAAGAAUUACCAUGUACAAAUUUCAAGUAUCCAUAUCAUAAAGAUUUCUCAAAUUAUUUUGAUGAUGGGAUACAACAGACAAUUAUUGGUCAAGGAGGCUAUGGAUCAGAUUUCAAUCAAUAACAAUACACUAUGUGUAAAAAAUGUAAACUUGAAAAGAAUAAUGAUGUAUUGAAUAAUAAUGUAUAUGAGACCGG
Messenger RNA from Heterobilharzia americana, 3994 nucleotides. The record is from the annotation of a GenBank genome assembly. Lineage: Eukaryota; Metazoa; Platyhelminthes; Trematoda; Strigeidida; Schistosomatidae.